This is a messenger RNA of Linderina pennispora, 1507 nucleotides long. Its product is annotated as quinone oxidoreductase putative. Gene Ontology annotation, molecular function: zinc ion binding; oxidoreductase activity. The transcript has 2 exons. NCBI's taxonomy places the organism in Eukaryota, Fungi, Kickxellomycota, Kickxellomycetes, Kickxellales, Kickxellaceae. The record is from RefSeq and is a predicted model, not a curated record. Bases 333 to 1307 code for a protein of 324 amino acids.
CCACCACUGUCUUUCUUACUAUCUAUAAAAAAAUACCUGUGCUUUCUCUGUUUGCAUGGACAAAUUGAUCUGGUGGUGGUGGUACAUGGUGGUGGCAGAUAAGCUGAUAAUCUCCCCCAUGGGGCUGAGUGACGGGCGGUUCCAGAUGGCAGCGCUCCCACGGUGCUCCCGUGUUUACUAGAAACACAGCAUUAGUAAUCCCACACUGAUAACGACGUGUAUAAAAGAGGCGAGAGGGAGGCACCGUGAGAUUGCGUCACAGUCACAGCAGCUCUCUUUUCUGAAACACCAGCAUUUCUCCCACUCUUUUCUUUUUAAAAAUAAAAACCACCAUGGCCUCAAUGAAAGCAGUCCUCGUCAAGCAGCCCGGCGGCAUCGAGCAGCUGUACCUCGGCGAAACCGAGCGUCCCGCACCUGGACCUAACGAGCUGCUGGUCAAGAUCAACUACUUUGCGCUCAACCGCAUGGACAGCCUGCAGCGCCAGGGCAGGUACCCGCUGCCACCGCAGGCCGGCCCGAUCAUGGGCGUUGAGAUGUCGGGCGAGGUGGUCGAGACCGGCGCGCAGACGAGCAAGUACAAGGUCGGUGACCAGGUGUUUGGGCUGAUGUAUGGUGGGGCAUAUGCGCAAUACGCGACGAUCGACGAGAGUUCGGCGCUGCCGCUGGGCUCCCUGUCGCCGGAGAUCGCCGCGUCUCUGCUCGAGUGCUGGUACACCGCCUACCAGGCAGGCGAGGACAUUCUGAUCCAUGCGGCAGCGGGCGGCGUCGGCACAGCUGCGAUCCAGCUUGCCAAGAUGGCCGGCGCCCGGCGCAUUUUCGUGACGGCCAGCCGUCCCGAGAAGCUCAAGUACUGCCAAAAGCUCGGUGCUACGCAUCUGAUCAACUACCGCGAGCAGAGCUUCAAGGAUGUUGUUCUGGAGGAGACAGGUGGGCGUGGAGUAGAUGUGGUUUGCGAUUUCCUGCUGGCCAGCUACUUCAACGACAACGUUGCGUCGCUGGCUCUGGACGGCCGCAUGUCGCUGCAGGCAACCAUGGGCGGCGUGGUUGCCGAGAAGGCCACCCUGGGCCCAAUUCUGUUCAAGCGCCUGACCAUCGUGGGCACCACGCUGCGCUCACGCUCGCUCGAGUACCAGCGCGAGCUGGCCCAUGUGUUCUGCAAGGAGGUGCUGCCGCGCAUCACUGCAGGCGAGGUGCAGUGGCACAUCUCCAAGAUCUUCGACUGGGAAGACAUCCAGGGCGCGCACACGCUGCUGGAGGAUGCCUCGUUCACGGGCAAAAUCGUGGUCAAGGUCACUGACAACGCGUAAACGAAGAUGAGCUUUAUUUCGACAAAAACGUCCUUUUUCAGUACAAGGGUUUAGACAUACAGGUUUUCAUAUUCUCUUUAGGCGGUUGCUUAACCGCGAGUACAGGCGCCUUGGCGAACUCGACACCACUGAGCGAAGAAGCCGAGGCGUGCGCGGAGCAAGUGUCACGGGCAGCUCCAUUUCCUGAAUGGAGACAUUGU